UGUACGGGAGUUUCGAAGCGUUAUAGGAAAAAGGCCGCCGUGGCCGCUCUCAGGUUCCUCUCUGGUUCGAGUCAUUCGGAUUACAUGAACGAAGCUUUUGACGGCGAAAAGUGCAGCACGAUGUGUGGCACGGUGCAGCUACAAACUGACUUGGAUCACGUGAGCUCGCCUGAGCUCGCCUAACCUCAAAUUCGCGUUGGGAAGACUUGUGUAACCUCGCGAUGGAUCUUGUCAAGUCGAUCUUGGAAGAUGAUCAAGGAAAAGCGGAUUUAAGUAAAUCGACGAAGGUGCAUAAGGAUGUGGAGCUCGACUUUGAUCUGGGAACUCUACUCGCGUCGGACUACAACGUUUUGGACGAGAAAGCUCUCAAGUCGAAACCAGAUUCAUACUUGAAAACCCUGACAAGAGACAAUGUACAAUUACUGAUAAAUAAAAUCUGGGAACUCCCAGUGGAACGGGUGGAUGAAGCUAUAGUGGCUACAUUGCCUAAGCCUGAGUACGUAUUGCCUCGUUCGCGUGUCAUUCCGAAACCUAAACCUUUGACCAAGUGGCAGCAAUUUGCUAAAGAGAAGGGAAUACAAACCAAGAAGAAGGGAAGAUCCAAACUGAAGUGGGACGAGGAAUUAAAGAAAUGGAUUCCAACAUAUGGUUACAAACGAGCAAAGACCCAGGAACAGAAAGAAUGGUUGAUAGAGGCUAAAGACAAUGAUAAUCUGACUGAUGAUCCAUUUACUAAAAUUAAAACAGCUAAGCAGGAGAGACAAUCCAAGAAUGAAUUACAAAGGCUUCGCAAUAUAGCCAGAGCAAAAAAGAUCAAAUUACCGAGAGUUGGUUUGCCCACUAGAGAACACUUUUCAAGUUCUCAACAGCUUUCUGAAGCUUUAACUAUAGCGCGUACAUCUACCGCAUCUGUCGGAAAAUUUCAAUCUAGAUUGCCAAAAGAGAAAGAUGCAAAAGGAAUUGCCAAGGAGGUGUCGGGAAUGAAAAGAAAAAGGAAAGCACCUCCGUUAAACGUUAGCCAAGAGAAACGUCAAAAUCAAAGCCUGGUGGAUAGCGUUUUGAAGAGCAAUACAAAGAUUCUACGCGAUGAUUACUCGACGGGAGUUGCAGAGAUAAAGCAGUCUACAACAAGAGGUGGUAAAAAGAAAAAAGGCGCUCUUAAAAACAGUAAAAGUAAAACCGCUAAAAAACCCAAGGCUGGAAAAGGCAAGCGGGAUUUGCACAAGAAGGUUGGCGGUAGAAAGCGAAGAUAAAUUCAGAUGUCUGUAAUAAUAUUCAUAGUAAUAAAUUUUAUGUUUAUAAACUUUAGAUGUAUUGAAUUUUCUAGGUGAAAAAUUUUAAUAAAAUCGAAAAUAACGUCGAGAAAAAAA
Molecule: messenger RNA, 1370 nt
Organism: Solenopsis invicta (red fire ant)
Lineage: Eukaryota; Metazoa; Arthropoda; Insecta; Hymenoptera; Formicidae
Product: ribosome biogenesis regulatory protein homolog
Exons: 5
Coding region: 222-1253 (343 amino acids)
Biological process (GO): ribosomal large subunit biogenesis; endonucleolytic cleavage in ITS1 to separate SSU-rRNA from 5.8S rRNA and LSU-rRNA from tricistronic rRNA transcript (SSU-rRNA, 5.8S rRNA, LSU-rRNA); ribosome biogenesis
Cellular component (GO): preribosome, large subunit precursor; nucleus; nucleolus
Molecular function (GO): protein binding
Source: RefSeq, a predicted model, not a curated record